Molecule: messenger RNA, 4119 nt
Organism: Dictyostelium purpureum
Lineage: Eukaryota; Evosea; Eumycetozoa; Dictyosteliales; Dictyosteliaceae
Exons: 11
Coding region: 1-4119 (1372 amino acids)
Source: RefSeq, a predicted model, not a curated record
AUGAAAAUAAAGUUAUUAAUCAUUUUUCUAAUAUUGUUUAUACAUUUAUAUAGUGUUUCAUCUCAGGACCAAGUUUUAGGCGAAGUCGAGAUAUCGUCAACAAAAUUUUUAAUUGAUGCCAGUAAUAUUGACACAAAAAUCAAUUAUUUAAUUGAUAAUACAUUAUCAAAACCAAAGUUAGUUAUAACAUCAUUAUCAGGUGAUGCUAAAGAUAUUGAUGAUAUUGCUAAGGUAUCUAAAGAUAAAACAUCAAUUGCUUUUAAUGAUUUUACAAAAGAUGAAGUAUCAUUAGGUAGUAAGAUAAGUAUAAAUGGUGGCAUAAUACAUUUAUUUUUUGGUAUUAUAGUGGUAUUAUCAUUUGGAUUGAAAUCAAAAAACAAUAAUAAUAGCCACAGCAGUUUUAAUUGGUUAAUAGUUCUAGUUUUUGGGAUGGUUUUGUUUUCAAAUAUUACAUCCUCAUUGGAUUUAUUAAAAGUAUCAAUCCAAAUCGAUUUUAAAGCACCAUCGACAUAUAAAUUCGAUUCAUUAGAGUUGUCAUUGGGUAGUGGUUCAUCAAAUAUAAUCGGGUUAGUUUCAAAUACUUUAAAAGUUGAUGCUUGCUCAAAUUUAAAAGAUCAUCAAGUCAAAAUGAAUCAGCUUUCAAUUUCUUCAAGAUUGGAAGUUUGUUCAUCAAAAGAUAUUUCGAUCACAUCGUUACAAUUGGCCUCAUCAAAUGCACAAGUUAAUUUAAAUUCAACUUCUAAUAUUAACUUACAUUUCUUUAAUGGAUAUAGUGGGUCUAUAAAAGUUAAAUCAAAUCAAUUAAAUAUUGAUAGUGGGUGUAAUAUUAAAACUGUUGGUACAAGUUCAGAGGGUUCUUGCGGCACGGGAGGCUCGAACAUUGUUAUUAACUCUGGUUCAACCACGACAAUAUCAAAUGUUCAGAUUACUUGUCCUGUUGAAUCGACUUGGAGACCAACCACAUCUUCAUCAGAAUCACCAAUAUCUCCAUUAAUCUUGACACAACAACCAAAAACAGAUUAUCUUUAUGAUGAAACAAAUUUAACAUUUAUGGCACAAUCAUUGUUUUCAAGUACAAGUCUUACUGAUGGCCCACAGGGUGUUUCAAAUUCAUUUACCAUUAAUUUAGCCCCAAACGCACCAAAUAGCAAUUGGUUAGUCGGGAAAACAUCAACCCCAUCAUUAAAAGCUUUUAAUCAAUAUGAAUUCUCUCUUUCAUUAAAAUUAGGUCAAGCAUUAAACAAAUACAAUGUAAUUUCAAAUAUGACUUUAUUUUUUUACAAUCCAAAUCAUAUAACAGAUCCAAAUGCUUCAAACCAAUACUUUAAAUAUUCUCCGCGUGACCCAAUUUUUUCACAACUUUUUACUGGUGAUUUUUCUUCAUCAACAGAUUUUAAAAAAAUAAGUUUGAUUUUUACCCCAACAGUUGAUAUUGGUGUUUCAGUAAUGGCAGUUCAGGUUAACCGUACUACUAAAAAUGGAUCAACUGCUACAACUGUUUUCAUUGCAUUAGAAACUCCAACGCUUUUAAAGAAGGAUUCGGAGCUUGUUACAAUUCAGAAACCUCCAUUAGAACUAGAUCCACAAGAUACUUCAACCUGUCCAUAUAAAGAUACCGAUUUGGUUCAUUGGCAUGAUCCAUCAAUUUGGCCAAAUAAUCUUGUACCAUUACCUUCAUCAAAUAUUGUUUUACCAGAGGGUAAAAGAGCGCUCAUUUCUCCAUGUUCCAUUUCCCAAACUGAUGUUUACCAAAAAAUUUCUAUUCCAAAAAAUAGUGAACUGGUUUUUACAGAUUCAAAUAUUACAAUCCAUAUUCAUGACAUUUUAGUUUUGGGUAAAUUUACAAUGGGCACAAAAUCAUGCAGAUAUAAUUCUUAUAUUAAUAUUAUAUUCCAUGGAAGCAAAACAACUGAGGAUACUAUAUCACAACAUUAUGGAAGUAAGGGUAUUGCUGUAGAAAAGGGUGGUUUUAUUAGUAUUCAUGGUAAACAAUAUCACUAUACCUGGACUAAAUUGUCUGCUACUGUUUGGAGUGAUUCAGUUAAUUGGGAGGUUGGCCAACAAGUUUUAAUUACAACAAGUAUUUUCAAAGAUGAAGUCGAUAAUCAAAACGAGGUUUUAACGAUUGCAGCAAUUCAGGGUAAAACAAUUCAAUUUACAACACCAGUAAAAUUUUAUCACUAUGGUGGCCAAGAAUAUCAAUCAGAGGUUGCAUUAUUAUCAAGAAGAAUUGUUUUAAAUGGUGACGGUGAUGGAUCUGCUGAUAACGACUCAUUUGGAGGCCAUGUUUUGGUUGUUGGAGAGGGUCAGUUUGCUGGCAUUCAGUUGAAGAAAUGUGGCCAGACUAAUCUUAAAGCACGUUAUCCACUUCAUUUCCAUUUAGCUGGUAUUGUUAAAAACUCUUUUAUUUCCGACUGUUCUGUUACAAACUCAUAUUACCGUUGUUAUACUAUCCAUGGAACUUCUAAUCUUACCCUUUCAAAUAAUGUUGCAUUUGAUGCAAGAGGACAUUGUUAUUACCUCGAAGAUGGUGUUGAGGUCGAUAAUAAUCUAUUGUUUAAUCUUGCUGCCUAUGUUCAUCCAAUUGGCUCCCCUGCUCAGGGCAGAGAUCAAAAGGGCCAAAACUUCAAACAAUCUGACGAAUUAACCCAACCAGCAGAUUCUGCCGCUGGUGGUUUUUAUAUUACCAAUGCUUCUGGUGGAUGGGCUAUUUAUAGUUUCCCCAACCUACCAAGUCCAAUAGGUCAAUUUAUUGAUUCACCGAUAAUUCCCCAACAAUAUCCAAUUAAAGAAUUUAAAUCAAAUACAGCACAUUCCAGUGGUUAUUUCAAUCCACACACAGCAUCAAUUUAUGUUGGUGGAUAUUUAUAUUACAAUAGAGGGGAUGGAUUGCUUUAUUAUAGCAGCGGUAGAUACUCACGUCCAACAUAUAUUAACUGUUCAGCAGUUCCUGGUAACGAGGUCAGUAUAAGUAUAUCUCACUGGGGUGAGCGUGUUGAGGUUAAUAGAUAUGAAUCACAUGAUACAGUAAGAUCGGCAAGUGUUUUUGGUGAAGCAUGGUUAAACAAUGCAAUUAUCAAUGGAAGAAGUGGUAAUAUUGUAGCUCAAGGUUUUGAUGACGAAUACACUAGACAAGGUUUCCAAUUUUAUGAUACCAAUGUUAAAACAAUUCUAUCAAAUAUUGUAUUUAGAAACUAUAUUCACUUCCCAUAUGCCGCGGACCCAGAAGAAGAUAAUUGUGUAUUCAUUGGAAUGACCCAUUCUGAUGAGUUUAAACCUCAAUUUAUGUCAGUAAUUAAAAAUAUAACAAUACAAGGAACAGCGACUUCACAAUAUAUAGGACACAGGAUAAUAGAUACUGGUUCAAGUAGACAUUUUAACUUUUUAGAUUCAGAUGGAUCAGUAUUUUCGACACCAACAAAAAGAACACCAAAAAUAAUUGGAUCACACGAAAGUUUUUGGAAUUUUGAUAAUAGUUGCAACUUUAAUAGUGAUUGGCGUGUCUAUGUUUGCGAUAAAGAUCAAUAUGAAAUAUCUUAUAUUGCACCAAUAAUACCAGGAUAUAUCGAUACAGGUUUAGCCUCAGCUGAAGUUCAUGUUGGAAAUAUUUCAUUAUUUGGUUCAGGUAUAUCAGAUAGGAGAACAAUGGCCGUUACAAAAAAUCCGGGUAUCACAGGUAUUGGCAAAUUUGGGUGGUACCUAUAUUUACCGGCUGGAUCACCAACUUAUAUGAAGAUCUGGGUUGGACAAGUCGCAUUUGGUCAACAUAUCUUUUUUGCAAUGCCAUAUCCAUCAGGAACAACCUUUAGUGUUAGCUGCGAUUUCAAGGGAACAAAACUUUAUAAAAACUAUACAUUAGGUGCCUCGGCAAUAGAUGUUAGAGAUAGUGAUGGAUCAAAAUAUUAUUUCGAUGAAACACAUUUAUUCAUCAAAAUUGUAAAUUUUGCAUUGGAUGGCUCUUCCGAUGAAUACUUUGAACGUAGCGGGGCAAAAGUUUACGAUACAAUCAAGUACUAUUUCAUCCAUAUUACUGCUACCAACACCAUCACCCCUCCAACUAAACCAAUCAAUGGUUUCUUUACAAAUCUACCGGACGUAUUACCAUCAAGUACUCUUUAA